AUGAGUCUAGAAGAAACAGAAGAAGAUCAACGACAAAAUUCACAUAUUAUAGACUCAAAAGAAGCUGGAUCUGGUAAUAUUUUAAAACAACAUAAACCAAAAGAAGAAACAGAAACAGCAAGAAAUACAAGAUUAAAUGCAAAAUUAUAUCAUCAAAGUGAUGAUUCAAUACAAUUAUAUAAACAACAAAAUAAUUCAACAGAUUUAUUAGGAAGAUUAUAUUAUGAUGAUUAUGAUUCUUCAAAUUCAAAUAUUUUAUCACCGGAUUUAUUAUCACCUGUAACUUCAAAUAAUGGAACUCCAAUGUUAUCACCAACUGUUAGCGAUAAUGAAAAUGAUUUUUAUUUUGGAUCACCUUUAACUACGGGAACAAAUGCUAUAAAAAUUCCAAAUCUGUCAUCAUCAUCUAGUUCUUUGACUUUAAAUAACCAAGAUAGCACCUCUCAAACAACUACAUCAACUAAUUCCACAAAAAAGAUACGGCCGAAUAUAUCAAGAGGAAUAUCAUUUGAUACAACACCACAUGGUACAAAAAAAUCAUUAACUUUAAAAUUUAAAUAUCCAAAUUUUAAAUUUAGAAGAAAUAAUAAAACAUGGUUAGUUGGAUUUAAUAAUGAUUUAGAAAGUACAAAAGCAAUAGAAUGGUUAUUUGAUGAAAUGAUUAUAAAUGGAGAUACAAUAAUAGUUUUACAAGUUAUAGAUGAAAAAAAUAAGAAUCAACAAAUUAUAGAUAAAAAUCAAGCUAACGUCAAUUUAAAAAAUUUUGAAGAUUUAAAUGUUCAUUUUAAAAAAAUUUCAUUAAUUUUUGAAAUUGUUAUUGGAAAACCAAUGAAAUUAUUAAAAAAUGCAAUUGCAGAAUAUUCUCCAUCAAUGAUGGUUAUUGGAACUCAUCAUUAUAAUGAAAAUGAUUCUAAUCAUCAUCAUGGAAUACUGUUUUUAAGUAAAGCUUCAAUUUCAAAACAUUUUUUAGAAUGUGCUUUAAUUCCAGUUAUUAUUGUAAAACCAUCAUAUAAUUAUAUUGAAAUUUUAAAAAAUCCAAUUGAUUCAGAAGAUUAUUUUAUAAAUUGGAUUAAAAAAAUACCAAUGGAUGAAUCACCGUUCAAGAGAGAAAAAAUUAAAAAGUCAAAUAGCACCACUGGUGGUAGUGCAAGUGGAUUUUUAAGUCCUUCAAUAUCAAGAAAUUCUUCAUAUACAAAUUUAAUAAAUGAAGAAAGAGGUAGAACAAAUAAUAGUCAUAGUCAAGAUCCUCAAUUUUUAAGAUUAACUAAUGAAAGUAGGUCUAGAUCUACUUCUAAAACUAGAUCGUUUAGUAAAUUAUUUCGUAGACAUCAUCAUGAUGAAUAA
Molecule: messenger RNA, 1344 nt
Organism: Lodderomyces pseudojiufengensis
Lineage: Eukaryota; Fungi; Ascomycota; Pichiomycetes; Serinales; Debaryomycetaceae
Exons: 1
Coding region: 1-1344 (447 amino acids)
Source: RefSeq, a predicted model, not a curated record